AUGGAGCUGAUGAGGAGGGCUGCAGCUUUCCUAAGAACUGGGCCCGUGGCUGACAUCCCCCUCCCCCCAGUGCCCCUGCGCAGCAGCUCGGUGUCGGUGUUGAUCCGAGGCUUUGUGGCUGACGUGGGCUGCGAGCUGCUCUACAGGAGAGAGGAGCCGGGGCCCAUGGAGGCCGUGUUCAAGUUCCCCGUGGAUGCCGAGGCAGCUGUCUACGCCUUCGAGGCCCGACUGGGGGGCGCUUGCAUCCAGGCCCAGCUCCACGAGAAGAAACAGGCGCAGGAGCUGUACGGGGACGUGCUGGCCGGGGGGCAGAGCUCGUUUCUGCUGCAGCAGGAGGGGGCUGGGGGCGACAUGUUCAGCUGCUCACUGGGGAAUCUGCCCUCCGGAGAGGAGGCAGUACUGACCCUGCGCUACGUCUGCGAGCUGCCGUUGGAGCCUGACGGGGCUGCCCGCUACGUGCUGCCGACCGUGCUACGUCCUCGCUACACGCCCCAUGCUAUAGCCGAACUGACAACAUGCCAGGUGUUCACGGGCCAGGCCCCCGUGGGGACCGGGAGUGGAGCUGCUGGUGUAUUACUGCGGAGGCCACACAAACCUAGCGUGGUGCUGGAGCCAGGCUGGCUGCCUGGAGCCAAGCGAGGCUCCCUGAUGGGCGACCCGGCAGUGAUGGUGACCCUGCUGCCCAGCGUGCCCGAGGUGGUGCCAGCCCAGAGCCGCGCCGGGGAGUUCAUCCUCCUGCUGGACCGCUCCGGCAGCAUGGCGUGCCCCAUGGACAGCAGAGACCCUUUCCGCCAACGCAUCAACAGCGCCAAGGAGACCCUGAUCCCGCUGUUGAAGAGUUUGCCCCUGGGCUGUUAUUUCAACAUCUGUGACUUUGGGUCUGAGUUCAAGUCCUUCUACCCGCAGAGCAUGGAGUAUACCCAGCAGACCAUGGCCGAGUCCCUGCAGCGCAUCCAGCUGCUCCAGGCUAACCUGUGGGGCACCAAAAUCUUGGAGCCACUACGAGCCAUUUACCGCAGCCCCUGCCGGGACGGGCACCCACACCAGCUGUUCGUGUUUACGGAUGGGGAGGUAGAGAACACCCAGGAUGUCAUCACAGAGGUGUGGCGUCACCGGGGGACCCACAGGGUGCUUCUCUUCAGCAUCGGGGACGGGGUUUCCACACCUCUGAUCAAAGGCAUUGCCCGGGCUGCAGGGGGCAGCGCCGAGUUCAUCACCGGCCAGGACCGCAUGCAGCCCAGGCUGCCUGUUCACCAGCUGACAGCCAAGUCGCUGGAGCUGGAGGGGGCCGUGGGUGCUGAGUCAGAGGUGGCCCAGCACCAGGCACGGGAGGCCAGUCUGAGCUCAGGGGUCAUCUGCUCCCUCACGACCUACGUGGGGGUGGACACAGAGCAGGGGCAGCCAGUGCAGGGGCCACUGGUGAUACAGGACGUCCCACUGGCAGAUUUCAUCAAGGAAUAUAUGGAAAUGAUCGACUGUGUCUCAAUAAGGGAAGUCUCAAUAGACCGUAUCUACGAGCGACCGGCGAGCAAGGUGAGCCUAUACGAACCAAACUACCGCAGUGUCUUCGGGCGCCUGUCCCAUGACUUGCACACGGCACGUGAGGACCACUGCCACAAGUGUCUGCAGCUCUCGAAAUGCAGCACCGGCCAUCUCCUCCCUCAAAAGCUGCCUGUUCACCGGCUGGCAGCCAAAUCGCUGCUGCUGGAGCUGGCGGGGGCCGUGGGUGCCGGGUCAGAGGUGGCCCAGUACCGGGCACUGGAGGCCAGUCUGAGCUCAGGGGUCAUCUACUCCCUCACGGCCUACGUGGGAGUGGACACGGAGCGGGGGCAGCCGGUGCAGGGGCCGCUGGUGAGACGGGAUGUCCCACUGGCAGGUAACCCCCGAAGGGGUCGGGGCUCCUGGCGCCGGGGGGGACCCAGCAU
Molecule: messenger RNA, 1925 nt
Organism: Chelonoidis abingdonii (Abingdon island giant tortoise)
Lineage: Eukaryota; Metazoa; Chordata; Testudines; Testudinidae
Source: RefSeq, a predicted model, not a curated record